GUGUGGCCCGUGCUGGUCCGGUGAAGAUAGCGGCCAGCUGUUUGUUUGUGCCAGGCAAGAGUGAAGGGGUAAAGUCGUCCGUGUAUUUCUGCCGGAUUUCUCUCUUAAGAAACCUUUUUUAAAGACUGCCACGAUGAGUAUCGCAAAGUUUUUCGGCUUUGGAAAGAAUGAGAAGUCCAUCACGCCCGGAGAGGCGAUUCAGAAGCUGCGAGAUACGGAAGAAAUGCUGUGCAAGAAGCAGGAUUUCUUGGAGAAAAAGAUUGAUCAGGAAAUCUCCCUUGCGAAGCAGCACGGGUCCAAGAAUAAGAGAGUGGCCCUGCAAGCACUGAAGCGUAAGAAGCGUUAUGAGAAACAGCUGCAACAGAUUGAUGGCACCCUUAGCACCAUCGAGAUGCAGCGUGAGGCCUUGGAGUCGGCCAGCACAAACACCACAGUCUUGCAGACCAUGAAUGAAGCUGCCAAGGCUCUGAGGGCAGCACACCAGGACAUGGACGUGGACAAGGUUCACGACAUGAUGGACGACAUUGCAGAACAGCAGGAGGUUGCACAUGAGAUCUCUGAGGCCAUCUCCAACCCUGUCGCAUUUGGAGAUGGUGUGGACGAGGAUGACCUUCUGGCUGAGCUAGAGGAACUAGAACAAGAGGCCCUGGACGAGAAACUCCUGGAGACCACAGGAGUCACAGACGAGCUUCCAGAAGUUCCCUCGGCUAUCCCAGAGACCGUCCCCAAGAAGAAAGCCAAAGAGGACUAUGAUGAUGAUUUGGAAGAACUUGCAGCCUGGGCCUCAUAAGCAUGGUUCUCUGUAUGGAUCCCAGCCCACUUUCGUUGGCCUUCCGGUUAUCAAGCCUGGUGCAAGUGGCGGUCUCAUUGGGACUUUCUCUUUGUGGCUUACCUUGUGGCACCUGCAUUCAAAACAGCCUGUUUCUUCUUCUUUUCUUGUAAUUUUUAUUAUUCAUUGAUUAUGGGUUAAUAGAUAUCUAUGUGUACAUUCUUCAAAUUACAGUGAUAAUCUUUUGUGAGUGCUUCAGGUAAAUGUGCAAACUGCUCAGUUUCUUGUGGGUUUUUAGAGCAAUUCAAUUCAGUGCUUUUGUAUAUUGGAUUAAUUAAGUGGUUAAAUUGCUUACUUUUUAAAUAUAAAGUGAAUGAUUUGGAGUAAUCACAUACUUAUCAUAGGAGCUACAUGACAUUUUGAAUUUUGAAUUUUUAUUUCAUUUCAUUUGUCUUUAUCCAUCAUCAUAUGUCUUUUGUUAUAUUACUACUUUGACAUGCAUAGUAUGGCUCAUCAGAUUUUAGUAAGAAUAAUAGAACAUGAAAAUGGUGUAACUGUUGUACAAACACUCACUCACUCAUCCAGACACACAAUACUUAAUCAGUCGCUCACUCACUCAUUCACACUCUCAACUCACUUAUCCACUUAGUUAACUUAUUUUCUCUUUAUCCUUUGUGUUUAUCCUCUUUUUCUCAUACAAUAUAUGAAAGGAUACAAAGUACUCUUGCUAUCAGGGUUCUAUGUUGAAAUAUACACUUCUGUAUUUUAUUCUGAAAACUAUGUCACCUUGUGUUCUCUCUUUCUCACACUCAUUACAAAUAUUUUUUUUCAAGGUCAGUUACUUUGCAAUAGUGCUUUUUCCUGUACGUGAAUGCCUAAGUUGCUGAUGUUAAGCAGAAUUGUAAAGACAUUUUAUAAGGAAACUGACUUUCUUUUUUUUAUACGUGCAUUAUUCUAAGAGAAAGUUUAAUUGGCAGAUGCAUGCCGUAUCAUAGUCACUGGUACAAAAUGGUGAAGCAUUGCUCAUGUGUUACAAGAUGUUUUUUCUUUACAUUGUUAUUAUUUGCUCUACAUGCGUGCUUUAAGUUUUUUUCUUUUAUUAUUAUUAGUGUUAUUGUUGUUAUCAUUAUAUUUUUUAUGAUUCCUUUUUGCUUUAGAAGGUGGACAAUUGGGAAACCUUUCUUACUCAGAUUGGUAUUGGCUCAAGCCAAGUCACUUCAAAAUUUUCAUGGGAUGGUAUUUCAACAAUUGGACCCAGAAGUGUUUUGACACACCCUGAAGUUAUUUCUGUAAUAGGAAAAUGUGCCUUACCAAAAUUGACAUGUUCAAGCUACCCAUUUGAGGAAACCCAACACGACAUCUUGAAUAAGCGCUGUCACUUCUUAACACCAACAGGCAGUUGAUUAGUUUGCAAGUUCUGAGAUCUUGCCACAUUGCACAGGCCUUUACAAUGAAUCGUCCUUUUGUUAUAUUAUGUACCUUUGUAAAUACUCUAUAUAAGCCCUUGAUGCACCUUAUAUUAAGCUUAUAUGAUUCCUACUUUCUAUGAAUGGUGGUUUGUAAAUGAGCCAAGUAGCUAUUAGCAUUGUGCGAGAAUUGAUUUUCAUGCCAUUUGUGAGGUACAGUAUCUUACCGGUGAUGAAGCACAAUGUUAAUAGACACUAGUAUAGUCCAUAAAGUGUUGUAUUUUGCUGCCCCUUUCUUUUCAUAUCUUACCAUUUUUCCUUUUAAUUUUGUUGUUUUUUGCUUAAUUUUUUUCUUUCCUCUCUUCUUUCUGCAAGUAUAUUAAGAUUUAGAAGUGCUAACUUAGUAGGAUUUUAUUUAGUCACAAGUCGUAAAUAUGUUUGAAUUUGAAGAUAUCUGCCAGUGACUUAUUACGGAAACCUAGCUUGUGAUUGUUCAUAUGUAAAGUUAUAUGCAAGAGAUACCAAACACUUUGAAUGGAAUAAUAAAAAUCUGCAUAAGUUUCAAUAUAUGUAUUUGAUAUAAUAGAAAAUGUUAUUUCCAA
This is a messenger RNA of Penaeus vannamei (Pacific white shrimp), 2777 nucleotides long. NCBI's taxonomy places the organism in Eukaryota, Metazoa, Arthropoda, Malacostraca, Decapoda, Penaeidae. The record is from RefSeq and is a predicted model, not a curated record.